Molecule: messenger RNA, 1167 nt
Organism: Gastrolobium bilobum
Lineage: Eukaryota; Viridiplantae; Streptophyta; Magnoliopsida; Fabales; Fabaceae
Exons: 2
Coding region: 1-1167 (388 amino acids)
Source: RefSeq, a predicted model, not a curated record
AUGUUAUUCAACGGGAUCACUGGACCUAUUAAGGCCAGGAUCUUUGCGACGACAUUGACUGGUCAAGCAAUGACCUGGAUAACCAGGCUCCCUAGGAACUCAAUUGACUCAUUUGAGGACCUAGCUCAGACUUUCCGACUUAACUUUGCAACAAGCAAGGUGCAUCUGAUGUCAACCUAUGCUUUGGGAAGAAUCAGGCAGAAGGAGAACGAAUCGCUGAGGAAGUACCUCGAUCGAUUCAAGGAUGCCGCCCUCAAGGUACGAGGGUUAACUGAAGCAGUGCACCUCCACUUAAUCAUUUCGGGAUUGGAUGGCGACUCCCCAUUGGCGAGGUCUAUCAAUAAGAACCCGGUGAACAAUCUGGAGGAGUUCAGGAGAAGGUCGGACAAAUACAUUGACAUGGAGGACAUGCAAAAGAUCUACGUCGAAUCACGAGGACGAAGCCCUACACGUCGGAGCCCGAGUAAGAAAAACAACAAAGACCGGGACCAUAAAGAAUCCAAAAAAGCAAAGGACACUCGUGAUAAGAGGUCGAAAAACCGAUCACCAAGGAGGAAGUAUGACGAUUAUACACCUUUGAACGUGUCCAGAUCCAAGAUAUGGAAAGAGGGCAAGAAAAAUAAUAAGCGAAAGCAAAGAAGCCGAAGUCGAAGCCCAAAGAGAGAGGAUCGAAAGGAUCAAAGACAAGACCGACCUGCCAAAGGCAAAAAGGUCGACGAAAAGGACGAAGCUCUUCCUGAAUCCGAAUUCGAAUGCAACGUGAUAAGUGGAGCUCUAGGUGGGGGAGGAGACUCCGCAAAUGCCAGAAGAAAGUACCUAAAAGAGGUCAUAUCUGUAAGAGACGUGCCGACAUUCAAAGGGAAAGACAACAAACCUGCUCCCCUGAUACUGUUCUUCACUCAGGAGGAACUAGCAAUGGUCGUACCUGGACACACUGACGGAUUGGUGAUCACCGGAGUGCUAGUCAAUUGCCGAGUGAAGAGAAUCUUUAUUGACCACGGAAGCUCAGCUGACAUAAUUCUAUGGGAUGCUUUCCAGAGGAUGAACCUGGAUGAGAAGGACUUGAAACCAUGCGUCACCGAGCUGGUCGGGUUCAACGGAGCGGCGUCCCCUUCAAAAGGCUACAUCGACCUAAAUUUGACCUUGGGCACGAAGGACUCGUUCUGA